Messenger RNA from Trifolium pratense (red clover), 1762 nucleotides. Its product is annotated as probable 2-oxoglutarate/Fe(II)-dependent dioxygenase. NCBI's taxonomy places the organism in Eukaryota, Viridiplantae, Streptophyta, Magnoliopsida, Fabales, Fabaceae. The coding region runs from base 200 to 1273 and encodes 357 amino acids. The transcript is spliced from 5 exons. The record is from RefSeq and is a predicted model, not a curated record.
AAUGAUAUCCAAGCUAUUAUGAAAUUUUUUUUUGCUUACAUUCAUUAAUUAAUAUUUUUUUCACUACAUUAAUAUUUUCUUUUUAGAUAAUUUCACUAUAUUAAUAUUUGUUGUCAUUUAUAUUCAUAUUUCAUUAUUUUUUGGAACAACAAAGAUCUAUUCCUAUUCUCCAUCAAAAAAUAUAUCUAUUCCUAUUUCAAUGGAUGUAGAAAGUGUGAAGAAGCUUGGAACCUCUUUGACAGUGCCUUCUGUCCAGGAACUUAUAAAGAAACCCAUAACCAAAGUUCCAGAAAGAUAUAUUCAACAAAACCAAGAAACUCAUGUUGUAUCUAGCAAAAUCUCUUUACCACAAGUACCUGUUAUUGAUUUGAAUAAGUUGUUGACUGAAGAAGAUGGAACUGAACUAGACAAACUUGAUCAUGCAUGCAAAGAAUGGGGUUUUUUCCAGCUAAUCAAUCAUGGAGUGAAUUCUUCAUUGGUGGAAAAUUUCAAAAAACUUGUUCAAGAUUUCUUCAAUCUAUCAGCAGAAGAGAAGAAAGUAUUUGCACAGAAAAAAGGAGAUAUGGAAGGUUUUGGUCAGAUGUUUGUUGUAUCAGAUGAAGUCAAACUUGAAUGGGCUGAUGUAUUCUACCUAAUCACACUUCCAACAUACAUAAGAAAUCCACACUUGUUUCCUAAUAUUCCUCAACCAUUCAGAGAAACCAUAGAAAAGUAUUCUUCGGAACUCAAAAAACUAAGUGUGACAAUAUUUGAGCUUAUGGCAAAAGCAUUAAAUAUACAAGCGAAUGAAUUGCUAGAGUUUGUUGAAGAUGGAACUCAAGCAAUGAGGAUGAAUUACUAUCCUCCAUGUCCUUAUCCAGAACAAGUUAUUGGACUCAAUCCUCAUUCUGAUGCUGGUUGUCUUACAAUCCUUCUCCAAGUCAAUAAUGAAAUUGAAGGCCUUCAAAUUAGAAAGGAUGGAAUGUGGGUUCCUACUAAGCCUCUCCCAAAUGCUUUUAUCAUCAACAUUGGAGACAUCCUAGAGAUAAUGACCAACGGUAUUUAUCGAAGUAUUGAACAUCGAGCAACAAUUAAUUCCGAGAAGGAGAGAAUUUCUAUUGCCACAUUUCAUAGUCCUAACAUGAAAACAAUUAUUGGUCCAGCACCAAGCCUUAUUACAAAAAACUCUGCAAUGUUCAAUAACAUGAGUUGUGAAGAUUUCUUUAAAGGAUAUUUCUCACGCCAGCUUGAAGGGAAAUCAUACAUUGAUAUCAUGAGGAUUCAAAAUAAGUGAUUUUAAUCAUGCAUUGGGCUUUAAUGCGUUGGAACAUUAAAACAAGAUUAUAGCAACCAUAGUCAUGAAUAAUGCUAGUUUUAAUUUACUCUAUGUUUAAUUAGUAAUGAAUAAUGCUAUCGACACAGUCUUUAGUACACACUUUUUAAUACUCUCUGCAAAAAUUAUUUUUUAGAUUCAUUGAAAAACUAAUGUAUCUAACCUAUAUUUAGACUAGAUACAUUUGUUUUUCAAUGAAUCUAAAAAACAUUGUUUGCUUAUAUAUAAAGUCGGGGAAGUACUAUUUUAUCAGUUAAAAUUCAUACAAGUUCCACUUAAUUUAUAUGGAAUACAUAUAAUUCAUUGGGACUCAUGUGAAUUUUAAUUAAUAAAUUAAAAAAAAGUGUGUUAGUGACAAUGUUGUUGCUUAGAGAUUGUGUUGCGGCUAGACUUAUUUCCUUUGAAUUUAAAGAGAAUAUUCAAUAAAUUUGUUUGAUUUCAUAUGCUUAA